This is a messenger RNA of Ipomoea triloba (trilobed morning glory), 3075 nucleotides long. Its product is annotated as putative calcium-transporting ATPase 13, plasma membrane-type. NCBI's taxonomy places the organism in Eukaryota, Viridiplantae, Streptophyta, Magnoliopsida, Solanales, Convolvulaceae. The coding region runs from base 135 to 2852 and encodes 905 amino acids. The record is from RefSeq and is a predicted model, not a curated record. The transcript is spliced from 2 exons. Gene Ontology annotation, cellular component: intracellular membrane-bounded organelle. Gene Ontology annotation, molecular function: P-type calcium transporter activity.
AACAUCUAUCCAUCUUUUACUGAUUAAAGUUUCUGAUAAGUAAGUUUUCAAAAAAAAAAAAUUUCUGAUAAGUACUUUUGUUGUUUCGAUCUGUCUCUGAUCUACAGGCUUGGAUACAGGCGGAGAAAAUAUAUAUGGAGGAAGGCGACACGAGCACAGAAAUGGAAAUGAAUGAAUGUCCACUGCUUAUAGCAUCUGAUGCUGAUGAUCAUAACGGUAAUACUACAACGAGGCAGAAUUAUCUGCUGAGAAUCAUUUUGUUUUUGCAGUCCACAGAAAUGUUCAUUGCCGGAGCAAGGCCGCCUAUGAGCCAAUCACCUUCCCUGUCUAGGGUCUCAUCUUCCCUCACCUCUUCAUAUAGCGUUCUUAGCUCCACUGAUGCUAAAGAUGGACUGGAUUUGGAAAUCGUAGUAGUUGAUGAUGAUGGUGGUGAUGGUGAAGGACCUGGCCCUGCAGUUUUUGGGCAUAAUAAUAGUUCAGCAUCACAAACUGACAAUAUUGGCAUUGAACUCCAACGCCAGAGGAGGAGUUUCAAAAGGAUUUUCAGAGAGAAGAAUCUGCAAUCUCUUAAUGACAGGCUUGGUGGAGUGGAGGGCGUUGCAGAUGCAUUCAACACUGACCUGGGAACCGGGAUUUCGGAUAACAGUGAAGAAAUUUCCCAGAGAAAGAUGGUCCAAGUCUCUCAAAAUUGGGCUCUGUCACAGAACUACCUCCAUUUCCUCAAAAAAUCAUGCAAGAGUUGGAGUAUUGCGCUGCUCUCUUUGGCUGGGGUGCUGUCCCUUGGCUUUGGCAUGAAAGAAGGCGGCUUGGAGAGCGGUUGGAUUGAGGGGGCAAUCGUGUUUGUGACCAUAUUUGUACUCCUCCUGUUUAGCUCAACACGAAACUGGUUCGAAGCAAGAAGAGCUAAGAAGAAGAAACCUCAGAAGGAUGUGAAGGUAGGUGUUGUUAGAGGAGGGAAGGAGGCUCCGGUUUCUGUCUCUGAUCUGGUUUGUGGCGAUUUAGUUUGUCUAAACGCCGGGUGCCUAAUUCCUGCAGAUGGCUUAUUCGUUUGUGGCGAAGGAUUCGAAAUAGAUGAUGGCACAUUAUGCAGUGUAUCCAAUGAGCAAAGCCCAUUCUUGUUUUAUGGAUCCAGAGUGGUUAAGGGUAGUGCCAAGAUGCUAGUGAUAUCGGAGGGCGUGGAUGAUACCGUGUUGGGGGAGAUGAUGAGGGAGGCAAUGAACUCCUCGUCGUCGUCUACUCAGAAAAAGACGAGCAUUGAGACUUCCAUUGACAAGUUGAGUGAGUGCAUAAACAUUGGAGGGAUUCUAAUCUCGAUUCUCAUAUGUGUGGUGGUGUUCUUGCGCUUCAUGACGGGGAAGAUAGAUGAUGACUCUGGUGCAAACAGACCUGAUUCUAAGGGAGCACCUACUGAACUGGAAAGGAUACUCCACUCCCUUAAGGUCAUUUUCGCAGUAUCAAAGGGAAAUGCAAGAGUUUUAACAACCUUACUAGGUGUCUUACUAGUGGGAAUCAUGGAAGGGAUACCUUUCGUUGUUGCAAUAGCAAUUGCGCGUUGGAACUCAACGACACUAUCGGAUAGGGCCUCAGCGAAAGACGUAUUGUGUUGUGUCAAGAUGGCAAAGGUUUCUACAAUUUGCACUGACCAGAAUGUUGGUUGGCUAGAGCAAGAAACACGAGACCGCCCAAUUGCUUCUCUCGUGGAAAGUGGGAUAAAGAUCAUACUUUUCUCCCAAAAUGAUGAUGUUGCAGAGCUUAAAAUGGUUAGCAGAGAGUGUGGGAUAUGUGAAACCGACGCUGAGGUACUUACCGGUGAUGAUUUGCAGAAAUGUACCACCGACGAAGAGAUGUUUGAGAGGUUGGAAAGUGUUAAGGUUGUGGGAAAAUGCGACUCGCCUCUCAAGCAACGUAUCGUGAGGUGUUUAAGAAGUAAAGGUGAAGUGGUAGCGGUGGUGGGAGAGCGAUCUUAUGACGCUCCCAUGAUGAAAGAAGCUGACAUUGGAUUGGCCAUAAAGACCGAGUUCUCAGAGAUAACGAUAGACAGUGCUAACCUUGUUAUUGUGAAGGGGAGCUUCAGUUUGUUGAUAGACAUGAUGAUUUGUGGGAGAAUCAUCAAUGAGAAUUUGCAGAAGUUUAUCCAAGUGGAAGUGAUCAUGACCAUAGCUAGCUCACUCAUAAACUUCAUAUCAGCAGUUUCCUCGGGCGACACCCCAUUAUCCUCAAUCCAACUAUUCUGGAUUUACUUUCUGAUCUCAAUCCCAGGAGGCCUAGCAUUGCUAUCUGGCAAACCAAACAAAAACCUCCAGGACACAAUUAGACCAACCGGGCCACUUAUAACCAAGGCAAUGUGGAUAAACAUACUACUCCAAUCCUCCUAUCAGAUUGCCAUUUUUGUGACCCUUCAGCUCAAAGGAACAGAUAUCCUUGGAACCAGCCAAGCGGCUAACGACUCCAUGAUCUUCAACGCCUUCGUCCUCUGCCAGCUGUUUAACAUAUUCAGUGCCCGGGAGCUGAAAGAGCUCAACAUUUUCAAGGGCAUCCAUCAAAACUCCUGGUUUUGGGUCGGAACAGGUGGGUUCGUUGUGGCUCACGUUUCGUUCGUUGCAGUAGAUCAGAGCAUUGCCAAUGAUGCAGGACUGAACUGGAAACAGUGGUUUGAGUGCUGCUUAAUUGGGGCCGGUACAUUGCUUCUGGAUUUGGUAGCAAAGCUCCACAUCACUGAAAUGGCAAGAAAUUGGACCCCAGAGCUCAUCGGAACGUGGCGUUCGACUCCAGAGUCCAUGUCUAAUCUCCAAAACCCACUGAUGACUACUGGAUCAACACCCGAAACAGUUCAAGGCAACACUCCAGGUUGAAUCUUUAGCUACCUAGCUAGCUAGUUCCAGUUUCAGGGCUUAAUCUUACUUGUCUAGAAUAACCUUAUGAUUCUCUGUUCUUGUAAUUUACUUCCAUGUAUAGUUCCUCCCACUUUGGUUUCAGCACUUGUAUGUCCAAGUUAGCAAUGCUAUGGCAUUCACAGUGAUACUAAUAGUCUAAUACUGGCUGUUUGGUAACAUAGUUAGUUUAUCAGCCAAUUUU